AUGGCCCAAGGCAUGUCUCCAGCGGGUGAUCCGGCAUUACACGAGUUCCGGGUCCCCCAGAUCAUCCAUCCUCUACACAACAGCAUUCCUCGGGAGCUGGAGUCUCGAUUUGACCCCGUGUACGUGGAAUAUUACAACAACUACAACGCCGGGCGCCUCCACACCCAUGAAGUCCCCAUUGAAGAAUUUCGAAAAAACCCUGCUCGAUAUACCAUCUCGUAUGGCAGAGCCGCGGGGCCCGACAUAUACCGCAUCACAGAGCAGAAAUGUCCUGUCCAGGGCGGCGAGAUUACGAUUCGCAUCUUCGAGCCGGCGCCCAAAGAGGAUGGUAACGGCCAGAUCAUGAAGAGGGCUGCCUACGUCAAUUUCCAUGGCGGCGGGUGGGUAUUCGGUGGAUUGAGUACCGAUCAUGACUUCUGCAAGACACUGGUCCACGGUCUCGAGGGGCACCUCGUGGCAUUCGAUGUGGACUACCGACUCGCACCUGAGAACAAAUAUCCAGUCCCUCUAGAUGACUGCUGGACUGCCUUUAAUUGGAUCCGAGAUCACAAAGCGACAGAGCUUAACCUCGACCCUAGCCGUUUCGCAGUGGGCGGCGCAUCGGCAGGAGGUCAUCUUGCUGCAGUUACCGCUCAUCUCUGUCGCGAUGCCGGAAUCCCUUUGCGACUACAAGUCCUGACGGUUCCCGUGUGCGACAUACAUAGCUCCUUCACCCCAGAAGGGGUAUUUGAUCCUAAGCUUACUCCAUACGAAUCUUACAGAGAGAUGGAAUAUGCCCCGGCACUCCCUGCAGCACGGAUGGCAUAUUUCCACCGCCAUUUCCUCGGUGUUCCUCGCCCAGCACCUUCCAAUGAUGAUUGGAAGAUAUCGCCCAUGCGCGCCCCCAACUUCCAUGGGCUCGCGCCGGCUCUGGUCUCCACUGCCGAGCUGGACCCUCUGCGUGAUGAAGGGGAGGCAUAUGCAGCUAAAAUGGAGGCAGCGGGCGUGCGUGUGAUGAUGAAGCGAUACCCAGGAGUACCGCACCUUAUAGCAUCAUUGGACGGCAUCCUAGAAGGUGGACGGCAGUAUAAUAUUGCUGUCAUUGCGGCGCUUCAAGAAGAGAUGGUCGAGAUGGAGGAUCUGUAG
Molecule: messenger RNA, 1125 nt
Organism: Penicillium chermesinum
Lineage: Eukaryota; Fungi; Ascomycota; Eurotiomycetes; Eurotiales; Aspergillaceae
Product: alpha/beta hydrolase
Exons: 3
Coding region: 1-1125 (374 amino acids)
Molecular function (GO): hydrolase activity
Source: RefSeq, a predicted model, not a curated record